AUGACAGCUGUUGUACCACGGAACUUCGUACUGCUCGAUGAGUUAGAGAAGGGCGAGAAAGGAAUCGGGGAUGGAUCCAUCAGCUAUGGGUUGGACGGUGACGAUUUCUCAACUAUGACAUCGUGGAACGGCACUAUCCUUGGCAGGCCAUCGUCCGCUUUCGAGAACAGAAUAUACAGUUUGAAAAUCCACUGCGGCCCGGAAUACCCUGACAAGCCCCCAACUGUCCGAUUUCUAACCAAAGUCAACCUCAAAUUCGUGGCAAGCGACGGACAGGUGAACAUGAGCAAGUUGAAAAGAUUGUCGCCUUGGUCGCGGAAUUUCAGAAUGGAGGAUACCCUGAAAGAAAUCAGAGAUAAUAUGGUGUCACGAGAGAACGCUAAGUUGUCCCAACCCGCGGAGGGCACGAUGUACUAA
Sphaeroforma arctica JP610 is the source of this 417-nucleotide messenger RNA. Its product is annotated as ubiquitin-conjugating enzyme E2. The transcript is spliced from 6 exons. The record is from RefSeq and is a predicted model, not a curated record. Gene Ontology annotation, cellular component: nucleus. Gene Ontology annotation, biological process: protein K63-linked ubiquitination; DNA damage tolerance. Lineage: Eukaryota; Ichthyosporea; Ichthyophonida. Bases 1 to 417 code for a protein of 138 amino acids.